CUUCCUCUCUAUCCGCCCCUCUCUGUGGUCACCGUGGGCCCGCCCUCUUAGGCUGACCUAGUGCUCCUUGGACUCUUCCCGCAGCCGACUCCGGGGUAGCGGGGCGAGGAGGGUGGAAGCCGGCACAUGGCGGUCCCGGUGGCCGCGGCCGGGGCUGGCGCCAGGCCCAGGUUAGAUCUGCAAUUUCUCCAGCGGUUCCUGCAGAUACAGAAGGUUUUGUUUCCCUCCUGGUCAUCACAGAAUGCCUUGAUGUUCCUGACCCUGUUGUGUGUCGCCCUACUGAAACAACUGGUGAUCUACCAGGUUGGCUUGAUCCCCAGUCAGUACUAUGGGGUCCUGGGAAACAAAGACUUGGAUGGGUUUAAGACCCUGACAUUCCUGGCUGUGGUGCUCAUCGUUCUCAACUCCAUGCUGAAGAGCUUUGACCAGUUCACCUGCAACCUGCUGUAUGUGAGCUGGAGAAAGGACCUCACCGAGCACCUUCACCGCUUCUACUUCCAAGGCCGCGUGUACUACACCCUUAACGUGUUGCGGGAUGACGUCGAUAACCCGGACCAACGCAUCAGCCAGGAUGUGGAACGAUUCUGCCGACAGCUCAGCAGCAUGGCCAGCAAGCUGAUCAUCUCCCCCUUCACCCUCAUCUACUACACCUACCAGUGCUUCCAAAGCACGGGCUGGCUUGGGCCUGCGAGCAUCUUCGGGUAUUUCAUCCUGGGAACCCUUGUGAACAAAAUGUUGAUGGGGCCCAUUGUGGCAAAGCUGGUGCAGCAGGAGAAGCUGGAGGGGGAUUUCAGGUUCAAGCACAUGCAGAUCCGGGUGAAUGCUGAGCCUGCUGCUUUUUUCAGAGCUGGGCACGUGGAGCAUGUGAGGACAGACCGCAGGCUGCAGAGACUCCUUCAGACCCAGAGGGAGCUGAUGUCCAAGGAGCUCUGGCUGUACCUCGGUGUCAACACAUUCGACUAUCUGGGCAGCAUCCUGAGUUACGUUGUGAUCGCCAUCCCUAUUUUCAGUGGUGUCUAUGGAGACCUGAGCCCCACAGAGCUCAGCACUCUGGUCAGCAAGAAUGCCUUUGUGUGCAUUUACCUCAUCAGCUGCUUCACCGGCCUCAUCGACCUCUCCAGCACGUUCUCAGAUGUGGCUGGUUACACACACAGAAUCGGGGAACUUCAGGAGACCCUGCUGGACAUGUCCCUGAAGUCGCGGGGUGGCGAGGUCCCGGACGAGAGCGAGUGGGACAUGGACAGGGCCCCAGAGUGGCCGGUCGCAGAGCCAACAGACACAGCUUUUCUCCUCGAGCGGGUUUCCAUCUCUGCCCCCUCCUCUAAUAAACCCUUAAUCAGGGAUCUGAGCCUGAAGAUCUCUGAGGGGCAGAGCCUGCUCAUCACAGGCAACACAGGCACGGGCAAGACGUCAUUGCUCCGGGUUCUCGGCGGCCUCUGGGCAAGCACACGGGGCUCAGUGCAGAUGCUGACGGACUUUGGACCCCAUGGGGUGCUGUUCCUGCCACAAAAGCCAUUCUUCACGGAUGGGACCCUUCGGGAGCAGGUGAUAUAUCCCCUGAAGGAAAUCUACCCGGACUCAGGUUCUACUGAUGAUGAGAGGAUCAUGAGGUUCUUGGAGCUGGCAGGCCUGUCCAGUUUGGUGACCAGGACAGAGGGUCUGGACCAGCAGGUCGAUUGGAACUGGUAUGAUGUUCUGUCCCCAGGAGAGAUGCAGAGGCUCUCCUUUGCCCGGCUCUUCUACCUGCAGCCAAAGUAUGCAGUGCUUGAUGAAGCCACCAGUGCCCUGACCGAGGAGGUGGAGAGCGAGCUCUACCGCAUUGGCCAGCAGCUGGGCAUGACGUUCAUCAGCGUGGGACACCGACAUAGCCUUGAGAGGUUUCACUCCUUGGUUCUGAAACUCUGCGGAGAAGGAAGAUGGGAACUGACCAGAAUCAAAGUGGAGUGAAGCCAAGGGUGUGGCUGGCCCCUGGAAGAAGUGCCCAGCUCGGGGCAGAUAGGCAUUCUCCUGGAGAGACCGGGGGAGGGGGGGCCUGUGGGGCACGGGAGAUCCCUGGCUCGCCUCCCAGGCCCUGUGCGGGGGGCACUGGCAGCAGGGGGGGCCCAGCCGGGGUGCGGCUCGCUGCGGGGCACCCAGUCCUGCCAGGGCGCCUCCUGCCGCCUCAGCCAGAGCUCCCUGCACUCGGGGUGCCGAUUGCUUACGAACAGCCUCAGAUUGUGUUUUCUAAAGAAAAACCUGAAAGUGUGGGAUCUGUGAGAAAUGUAGGGUCAUUGUGGAGAGAAUAUUGGGCUUAAAGUCACGCAAUCCAGAAAUCUUUUAAAUCCAUUAAAUUUUGUAGCCAUAGAUUUUUUAAUUUUAAUC
Neomonachus schauinslandi (Hawaiian monk seal) is the source of this 2361-nucleotide messenger RNA. RefSeq names its product ATP binding cassette subfamily D member 4 (gene ABCD4). The record is from RefSeq and is a predicted model, not a curated record. Gene Ontology annotation, biological process: fatty acid beta-oxidation; peroxisome organization; very long-chain fatty acid catabolic process. The transcript has 19 exons. Gene Ontology annotation, cellular component: peroxisomal membrane. Gene Ontology annotation, molecular function: long-chain fatty acid transmembrane transporter activity; ABC-type transporter activity; ATP hydrolysis activity. The coding region runs from base 127 to 1947 and encodes 606 amino acids. Lineage: Eukaryota; Metazoa; Chordata; Mammalia; Carnivora; Phocidae.